Molecule: messenger RNA, 533 nt
Organism: Tinamus guttatus (white-throated tinamou)
Lineage: Eukaryota; Metazoa; Chordata; Aves; Tinamiformes; Tinamidae
Source: RefSeq, a predicted model, not a curated record
AGUCUGGUUUUAAAUAAAGACAGGGAUAUGGAAAGAAUACAUGGGUGUGGUAUCAACUCCCUUGAUAUUGAGCCUAUUGAAGGAAGACACAUGUUAUCAGGAGGGUCAGAUGGUGUUGUUUUACUUUAUGACCUUGAAAACUUUAUCAGAAAGCCUUGCUACAUGUGUAAAGCAAUUUGCUCCAUAGGAAGGAGCCAUUCUGAUGUACAUAAAUAUAGCAUAGAGACAAUGCAGUGGUAUCCUCAUGACACUGGCAUGUUUGCAUCCAGCUCAUUUGAUAAAACAUUGAAAAUAUGGGAUACAAAUACUUUACAGCCCUCAGGGCUGUUCCAUUUUGAUGGAACUGUCUAUAGUCAUCAUAUGUCUCCAGUUGCUACCAAACAUUGUUUAAUAGCAGUUGGUACCAAAAGCCCCAAAGUACAGCUCUGUGACUUGAAGUCUGGGUCCUGUUCUCACAUUCUGCAGGGUCACAGGCAAGAAGUGCUGGUAGUGUCUUGGUCCUUGUGUCAUGAUUAUAUUUUGGCAGCAGGAAG